Manihot esculenta (cassava) is the source of this 1489-nucleotide messenger RNA. Its product is annotated as protein BCCIP homolog. Gene Ontology annotation, cellular component: nucleus. Bases 186 to 1157 code for a protein of 323 amino acids. NCBI's taxonomy places the organism in Eukaryota, Viridiplantae, Streptophyta, Magnoliopsida, Malpighiales, Euphorbiaceae. The transcript has 9 exons. The record is from RefSeq and is a predicted model, not a curated record.
UGGGCUCUUCUUUCAUGAUAUGGAAGCCCAAUGGAGAAACUACGGAGGAGAACCUCUGAUAAACCCUAAAUGCACUUACUGAUCUGAUUCCUCGCACCUGCUCCAGUUCAUCUUCCUUAGUCGAUUGCUAUUGUCUAUUCGCGUCUUGAUUGAAGGUAAAAAUCUGGAGUUGUUUUGAUUACCAAAUGGUGACACGGAGAAGAACAAGGCACAGCCGAUCAACAAUUGUUCGGCCUGUGACUUUCUCCUCAUUUGCUCGAUCAGUUGCUCAUCUCGCCACAGCUUACACAAGCAAGCGUCAAAAGCUUGAAAUGAAACUACAAAGAUACCUAUCCAGUGCACCAGGAGAUGGAUUUGUUAAGCAGUCACUGGAAGAAAAGAGUGAAGAAUCCGAGUCCUCUGAGGAAGAAGAGUUACAAGGAGUUAUCCAAGCGGAUUUUGAGUUCUUUGAUCCUAAGCCUGAUGAUUUUCAUGGAGUGAAGGUCUUGCUGCAAAAUUACCUUGAUAAUGAGCAGUGGGAUUUGAGUGCUUUUGUAGACCUUAUACUGGGCCAGACAACAGUAGGAACCGUUGUUAAAAUAGAAGAUGAUGGACUGUUUGCUGUUGUUACUGCCCUUAACUUGGGAAGAUAUAAGGAUCAUAAAUGUAUGAUGGAGAUCAAGGAGUUCCUUAUCAAAGUUUGUCAGGACAAAGAUGUAAUGGAUGAUUUGAGAUUACUUUGGGAUGAGCAAGCACAUGGUGUAGGUCUCUUGGUCUCCCAGCGUGUUGCCAAUCUUCCUCCCCAACUUUUACCGCCUCUUUAUAAUGCCCUCUUUGAUGAAGUCUUAUGGGCUACAGAAGAUGAGCCAACAGAGGAGCUUAGGAAGGCUUUCUGCUUCAAAUCCUAUUUGAUAUUUAGUAAAAUUUACAAGCACAAGAAUGCAGACCACAAAAAAGGGAAGAACAGUCAUAAUGAGGAAGUAAUAAUAUAUAUUAAGCCUGAAGAUGAAAUUUUUCACAAGCUUUGCCUGUGGUCCUUCUGUUUUCCUUUGCACUCGGAGCAUGUGACAACUCAUGAGCUAAGAAAUUACAGGUUAAUGGGGUUAGUCAUGGUUGUUGAGGCAGACAAAGUUGCUAAUUUCCGUGAGGAGUUGCACUCUUUGAUUGAUGAACCCUGAUUUCCUGCUAAAGGUGCUUCAACUUCCAAGUUAAUGGCCUUCUAUUUUUUCUUCUUUGACAUGUAUGCUAUGAUUUGUGCAAUUCUGUAAUGCUAACUUUAUCCGUGUUCAUAGGUUUUCUAGCGUGUUGAAGUUUUGAUUUCUUCCUCUGCUAGGAGCGAAAAACCGGGUUGAGGAGGGGUUUUUUUUUUUGGGGGGUGGGGGGUGGGGGGCAUUUAUGACAAAUAUUCAAUCUUUAAGAGACAAAUUUAUUGAAAACUUCAACUUGUUAGAUAGGUAUGCUAAUAUUUAUUUCUUGGGAUUCUUAUAUGAUUUGAAUUAUUUUUCUUUCC